UUAUGGCAGAAUGUGGGGCACCCCGGGCACGGGGGCGCGCAGCAUCCGUCCCUACCAGUCCAGCGGGCAGUACCUGUACGCCAUGAAGGAGGACCUGGCAGAGUGGCUGAAGGAGCUCUAUGGCCUUGACAUCGAGGUGGGCACCUUCCUGGAGGUGCUGGAGACAGGGGCUGUGCUGUGCUCCCACGCCAACCACGUCACCCAGGUGGCCGGGGAGUUCGCCCGCGCCUGCCCCGAGGUGGCCCAGCACCUCCACCUGCCCUCUGCCGGUGUCACCUGCAACCUCACAGCACAGCCCGGCACCUUCCAGGCCAGGGACAACGUCUCCAACUUCAUCCAGUGGUGCAGGAAGGAGAUGGAUAUCAAAGACGUGCUGAUGUUCGAGACAGAGGACCUGGUGCUGAGGAAGAACGAGAAGAACUUUGUGCUGUGCCUGCUGGAGCUGGCACGCCACGCCUCCCGCUUCGGAAUGCGCGCCCCGACCCUGGUGCAGAUGGAGGAGGAGAUCGAGGAGGAGCUUCGGCAGGAGCUGGACCUGCCUCCCUCAGAGCCCGCCCUGCCCAGGGCCCCCAGGAGGGCACGGGACCUCCACAACCUCGACCAGAUGGUGCAGCACCUGGUGAGCCGCUGUACCUGCCCUGUGCAGUUCCCCAUGGUCAAGAUCUCCGAAGGGAAAUACCGAGUGGGGGACUCUGACACCCUCAUCUUUGUCCGGAUCCUGCGGGAGCACGUCAUGGUGCGGGUCGGGGGCGGCUGGGACACGCUGGAGCAUUACCUGGACAAGCACGACCCGUGUCGCUGCACCUCGCUCUCUCACAAACAAGCCUGGAAAGCCCGGAGCCCGCAGCAGCAAGUGCAGCACGAGGUGCAGCUGUGCCCGGCUGCCCGCAGCCCCCAGCCCGCGCUGCUGGUCAGCCGCUCCCAGAGCCCCCUGCCCCCCGUCACCUGGGGGGGCCGUGUCCCCCCUGGACCCCGGGCCCCUGCCACCCCCUCGCCAGAGGGCUCGGGUCGCCAGCCGGGUGCCAGCCCUCACCCGGAGCCGGCAGAGCCCCGGAGGGUCCCUUCGGGCAGGAUGCGGGAGCCACCCGCUGUCCCCUUGGGGAGGCAGCCGCCACCAUCCCGCUCACCUGCUCGAUCCAGCUCCCCUGGGCACGGGGCGAGGGGCCGGGCACCCACCCCCUCCCGGCUGAGCUUCCCGAACGGCGCGGGGGUCCCCAGGGCACCGCAAGGGACCAGCCCGGCGACAUCCACCCCUGUGGCACCGGCACGGGGCAGGUCCGCAGCUCCCAGCCCACGGACGGCACCGGCACCUCCGAGGAGCACCCAGCAAGGAGGAAAAUCAUCUGUGCUGGCUGCCAGGCCACAGGAAACGGGGACACCCACCACAGCCACACCCCGAGCCCCCAGUCCCUUAAAAGUCCGUGCCCCCAGCCCCCUAAAGGUCUGCGCCCCCUCCUCGCACCGGGAUGCUCCUGGAGACUCCCGGAGCCUGAAGAGCCCACGGGAAGGGAGGCAGGGAGCCCUUGGCCGGGGCCGACAGCCCUCACCCCGAAAUUCCUGCAGCCAAACCCCGAAACCGGACAGCAGCGUUAAACCCCCCAUCAAAGCCAGCCCGGCCGCCCCCCGGCCCCCCACCCCUCUGGGCCGUUCUGCAGGGGGGUGCAAGGUCUGCGCUGCUGGGGACGGUCCCCAGGGGACACGGCGGUGCCACCCAGCCCGGAGCCCAAGGGCUGGGGGCGCUGAGGGACCUCGGGCGCCAGAGGAUGGAGCCGGGGGAGCCUGCGGCCCUGGCGAUGGGGCCGAGGGGCUCCGGGGGUGCUGCGGGAACACGCAGCCCCCCAGCUACGCCCGGGUGCUGGAGGAGCUGUCCCGCGGGCCCCAUCCCCUGCGCCCUGUGGGGAUGUGGAGCCAGGUCCCCAAGACACCCGCAGAAGCUGCCCCGCAGCUCCCAGCGCCGGGGGAGGCAGAGCUGCCGGGGGUGGGGGGCCAGACCCCGCGGGCACCCCGGGCCAGCAGCGCCGCCAAGCCCCGGCGGUGCCUGAAGAAGCCCGAGCGGGUGCCCUCCAUCUACAAGCUGAAGCUGAGGCCCAAGGUGCGUCCCCGGAGGGACCACAGGCCGGGCAAGCGCCCCUCGCGCAUCCCCACCCCACUGGGGCAUCGCCCCCACGCCCCCCGGGGUCAGCACCGACCCCCGGGGACCCCCCGAGCCCCCCAGAGCGGCAGCACCCGCCCCACGGCCACGCCAUCCCUGGGGGACAGCGGCACCUGGCUGACCGAGGAUGAUGAGGAGUCGUGGGUCUGAGCCCACCCCGAGGCUCGGUGGGGACGGACGGAUGGACGGACAGCCGGACGGACCCCUCCCUCCAAGGGUGGGAGCGAUGCUGAAGCUGAAGGCGGAGCUGCAGCGCCCGAGGUUUCCCGGGCAGCACGAUGGGAUUGCUCCCACACAACCCAACCCCGGGGGCUCCACCUCACUUUCAGAGCCGCACCCCCUCCUUCCCAAUGGAUUGUUUCUGUACUGGUGAUCCUGCUAAGCAGGCACAUUUGUACUGGUUUGGGUGGAAAAAUCCAGCCCCAAAUUGAGAGAAUGGGAUGUUUUCUGCAGAAGGGUUUAGCCCCCCUGAAAAGGGGACACCCCAUCCUUGACAUCCAUAAAAAACAUCUCACACCUCAGUGCUCCCCAUCUGCACCAUGGGACCAGUGAGCCUCGUGUCUGACAGCUGCAGGAGCCUCCAUGAGUGCUUGGGUCACUCAGCUGGGGGGGUCACAGGAGGGGACCCUUGCUGACCCCUGUGGUGGCUGUGGUCCCCUCUGGGGUGCCAGAUGUCACCGAGGGUCACAGCAGGCACUGCUGCACCCCAAGCCCCCAGCCAUGCUGUCUGUGCAAUAGAGAUGU
Messenger RNA from Haemorhous mexicanus (house finch), 2896 nucleotides. RefSeq names its product growth arrest specific 2 like 2 (gene GAS2L2). NCBI's taxonomy places the organism in Eukaryota, Metazoa, Chordata, Aves, Passeriformes, Fringillidae. Gene Ontology annotation, molecular function: microtubule binding; cytoskeletal adaptor activity; actin filament binding. Bases 11 to 2302 code for a protein of 763 amino acids. Gene Ontology annotation, cellular component: cytoplasm; microtubule plus-end; stress fiber. Gene Ontology annotation, biological process: protein localization to microtubule plus-end; regulation of microtubule polymerization or depolymerization; microtubule bundle formation. The record is from RefSeq and is a predicted model, not a curated record. The transcript is spliced from 6 exons.